ACGCAAACGACGUUCCUCUCUGCCUCACCCUUUCAGUUUACAUGAAAAUGGAACUUAAACGGAGCCUCACCUCUAAAGUUAAAUUUGUUGUAUAACAGAAAUAGCUCUUCACUUUUAUCACCUUUAAAAUUUUGACACAACGUUUAAUUCAUCAUACUCUCAUUCUCUGCUUCACACACAUGUCGCUUGCAUCAUUCUCCAUCCUCCGCCACCGCACGGUGGCUUCCGCCGCCCCUCUCCUUCUCCGGCGCUUCCGUUGCGUCCCAAUCGCUGCCAGGCACCAAAACCCUAACAAACACAAACAAGAAGCCCCAAGCAAGAACCUCCUGAAAGCGAAACACACACUGAAGAACUUCUCCUCUCUCGCACCCGUUCUCUCCCUCGAAGACAAUCCUUCUCUCUCCGAAUCCCAAGCCGUCGGCGUCGUCGCCGCUUCUCAGGCCAACUUCAUGCGCGUCAUCGUCCACUCUCCCACUCAACAAGAACCUUCUAGAACCUUCCACGAGGUUGAGCUGUUAUGCGUGGUGAGGGCACUGCUUAAGAAGAUUAAACGGAGGGUGAUGGUUGGGGACAAGGUUCUAGUAGGUUCCAUUGAUUGGGUGGAUCGCAGGGGCAUGAUUGAGAAUGUGUUCCAGCGAAAAUGCGAGAUACUGGACCCUCCGGUUGCCAACGUGGACCAUUUGCUCGUGCUCUUCUCGCUCGAACAACCCAAGGUUGAGCCGUUUAUUCUAACUCGGUUUCUGGUGGAAGCCGAAUCCACUGGGAUCCCUCUCACUCUAGCACUCAACAAGAUGGAGCUUGUGGAUAAAGAGACCGCAGGUUCCUGGAAGGCUAGGCUACGUGGUUGGGGCUACGAGCCAAUUCUUUGCAGUGUUGAAUCUGGAUAUGGACUUGAUCUUCUUGCGUUCAAGUUGAGAGAUCAAACAACAGUGAUUGUGGGUCCUAGUGGAGUUGGGAAGUCUAGUUUGAUUAAUGCCCUUAGGAGCAAUUCUCGUGUCUCUGAUGCUGCUGAAGGGGAAAAUUGGUUUGAACCUAUUUUAGGUAGCAAGUGGUUUGAAAAUCAGCGAGUUGGGGAGGUUUCAACAAGGAGCGGCAGAGGGAAGCAUACUACUCGCCAUGUCUCUCUGCUUCCAUUAUCUGGAGGGGGUUAUCUUGCUGAUACCCCUGGAUUUAACCAGCCUAGUUUAUUGAAAGUGACGAAGCAAUCUCUUGCACAAACUUUUCCUGAAAUCAGGAAGAUGCUUAGUGCCAACGAGCCUGCAAAAUGUUCAUUUAACAAUUGCUUGCAUCUGGGUGAACCUGGCUGCAUUGUGAAGGGGGAUUGGGAAAGAUAUUCAUUCUAUUAUCAACUUCUUGAUGAAAUUAGAAUCAGAGAGGAGUUCCAGUUGAGGACAUUUGGAACUAAAAGAGAAGGUGAUGUAAGGUUCAAAAUUGGAGAAAUGGGUGUCCAGCAAGCAGAACCACGGUUGGAACCUAAGAAGCAUCGGAGACAAUCUCGGAAGAGGAUUAACCAGUCAAUUUUAGAUGACAUGGAUGAUGACGACAACUUACUUGAUGAGGAGAAUGACCCCUUUUUAAGGGCUUUGAGGGAUGAAAAAUAUUAGAGAUUCCUUAAUCCCCAGAGUAUAUUCAUUAUAAAUAGUUCCCUUCUGUGCAGCGUCUUGUAUCUCCGGGAUCAACUGGGUUACCGUUACCGAAGUUUUUUUUGUUUUGUUUGACCUGAGUCUUCUGUUGUGUAGGUUCAAUCGUGUAAAGAGUCUGUGCAAAUGUCACCAAUGGACACACCAUUCUUAAUUCCAAUGAUGUCAAAAGGUUUGAUC
Molecule: messenger RNA, 1820 nt
Organism: Gastrolobium bilobum
Lineage: Eukaryota; Viridiplantae; Streptophyta; Magnoliopsida; Fabales; Fabaceae
Product: small ribosomal subunit biogenesis GTPase RsgA 1, mitochondrial
Exons: 5
Coding region: 180-1604 (474 amino acids)
Molecular function (GO): GTPase activity; GTP binding
Source: RefSeq, a predicted model, not a curated record